GUUCAGUCACACAAUCGCGUUUGGUUGCAAGAGCAGUCAUGUCGGAGCAGGAGUCUCUAAAGAGCUCCAGCGCGAGGAACCGUGGAGGAGUGCAGCGGGUGGAGGGCAAGCUGAGAGCUAGUGUGGAGAGAGGGGAUUAUUAUGAGGCCCAUCAGAUGUACCGCACGUUAUUCUUCAGGUAUAUGUCACAAGCGAAGCACGCAGAAGCCCGAGAGUUGAUGUACAAUGGAGCACUACUCUUCUUUAGUUAUAAUCAGCAAAACAGUGCUGCAGAUCUGUCCAUGCUGGUACUAGAGUCACUGGAGAAAUCUGAGGACAAAGUAGAUGAUGACACAUUAGAACAUUUGGCUAAACUUUACAGCUUGAUGGACCCAAACACCCCCGAGCGGGUGGCAUUCGUCUCCAGAGCCAUCAAGUGGUCCUCGGGGGGCUCUGGAAAGCUGGGCCACCCCAAACUACACCAGCUACUGGCACUCACAUUAUGGAAAGAGCAAAACUACAGUGAGUCGCGCUAUCAUUUCCUGCGCUCGUCGGACGGAGAGGGUUGCGCGCAGAUGCUGGUGGAAUAUUCGUCGGCGCGAGGAUUUCACGGGGAGGUGGACAUGUUUGUAGCACAGGCCGUUUUACAGUUCCUCUGUCUAAAGAACAAAACGAGCGCGUCGGUGGUGUUCACCACAUACACACAGAAGCAUCCGUCUGUAGAGAAGGGUCCUCCGUUUGUUCAGCCCCUGCUUAACUUCCUCUGGUUCCUGCUGCUGGCUGUGGACGGUGGGAAGUUAACAGUCUUCACAGUGUUAUGUGAACAGUAUCAGCCGUCACUCAAGAAAGACCCCAUGUACAACGAGUACCUGGACAGAAUAGGGCAGCUGUUUUUUGGAGUGCCACCCAAACAGUCAUCAUCAUAUGGUGGUUUGCUAGGAAACCUAUUGAAUAGUCUGAUGGGCUCAGGAGAGGAAGAGGACGGUGAGGAAGCUCUGGAGGACAGCAGCCCCAUUGAGCUGGACUAAAACAUCUGUGACCAGAGACACGCUGGUCCCACGUCACAGAUCAGCCCCGUACAAACAAGUUCUACUGAACUGAACGAUGACCAAUCGCAUAUGCGUUCGGGCGCUCUUUUUCAACUCCUUCCUGUUAUUGUUGAACUUUGUUCUAUGAAUAUUUUUUAGAGAAUGAAGCUGCAACAAUAUGGAACUUCCUGGAGUUUUGCUGAACAAAAUUGAUAAAAGGAAGAUGCACUUCAGAUUCAGUCAUUGUGACGUCCUCUAUUUGUAGUUCCACAGAGCUGUUGGUGUCAGGGACCUUUGAUUUAUGGGAGGGGCCACGCUCCUGCGUUCCUGUCCCGCCGCGGAGGGUGGAGCUAGCU
Messenger RNA from Triplophysa rosa, 1363 nucleotides. It is a transcript of the gene get4, whose product is annotated as guided entry of tail-anchored proteins factor 4. The coding region runs from base 39 to 1007 and encodes 322 amino acids. Gene Ontology annotation, cellular component: BAT3 complex; cytosol. NCBI's taxonomy places the organism in Eukaryota, Metazoa, Chordata, Actinopteri, Cypriniformes, Nemacheilidae. The record is from RefSeq and is a predicted model, not a curated record. The transcript has 9 exons. Gene Ontology annotation, biological process: protein insertion into ER membrane. Gene Ontology annotation, molecular function: protein binding.